Messenger RNA from Penicillium angulare, 525 nucleotides. RefSeq lists its product as uncharacterized. Bases 1 to 525 code for a protein of 174 amino acids. NCBI's taxonomy places the organism in Eukaryota, Fungi, Ascomycota, Eurotiomycetes, Eurotiales, Aspergillaceae. Gene Ontology annotation, molecular function: oxidoreductase activity, acting on paired donors, with incorporation or reduction of molecular oxygen; iron ion binding; heme binding. The record is from RefSeq and is a predicted model, not a curated record. The transcript has 3 exons.
AUGGGGCCAGGAGCCCUCGAUUAUAUUCAUGCCAAUGCAGGACGACUGGCUAUCACUAUAGGUUCGCCUGUUAUUCUAUCGCCUCCGCAAACAGGGCUUGGGGCACAGCAGUCUGACGCAUUUACCUUGCUGUCAUACGAAUUCCCCGAAUUCGAUAAUUGCUUCUACAUCGACCUAUGGCCAUUUGCCAAGCCACUCUUGGUUAUUACAAGCUUAGACUUGGCAGUUCAAGCUUGUCAGACGUAUGCACUGCCUAAGCCAUCAGAGCUCGACGCGUACUUUCACCCAUUUACUGGAGGCCCCAACAUCUUUACGACAAAUGGCCCCGAAUGGAAAAAGGCCCGAUCAUUAUUUCAGCCCGCCUUUGGUAAUCGAAGGAUAAUCCAGCAGGUACCUCACAUUGUAGAUGAGGCUCAAGUUUAUGUUGAAGUUUUGCGGGACCAUGCACGCAAUGGAGAGACAUUCUCUCUCAAGAGAGUCACCUGUGAUCUUCUCAUGGACAUCAUUGGAUCUUUUACCUUGUGA